GUUCAACCACUGGUUCGACGGUAUGGCUCUCCUGCACCAGUUCAAAAUAUCGAAUGGUCAGGUGACUUACAAAAGCCGCUUCCUGUCCAGUGACAGUUACCAAGCCAACAAGGAGCACAACCGCAUUGCAGUGUGUGAGUUUGGGACCAUCACCAUGCCGGACCCCUGUAAAAACUUCUUCCAGCGCUUCCUGUCAAGAUUUGAACUUCCGAAGCCCACAGAUAAUGCCAAUGUGAGCUUUGUGACCUACAAAGGUGAUUAUUAUGUCAGCACGGAGACCAAUGUCAUGCACAAGGUGGACCCUGAGACACUGGAGACGACCAAAAAGGUGGACUGGAGCAAAUUCAUUGCUGUCAAUGGAGCCACUGCGCACCCUCACACCGAGCCUGAUGGAACAACGUACAACAUGGGGAACUCCUACACCUCGAAAGGAGCGUACUACAACAUCAUCCGAGUGCCUUCCACCAAGAAAACAGCAGAAGAAACCCUGGAGGGAGUCACAGUGCUGUGCUCCAUUCCCUCGGUGGACAAGACCAAACCCUCCUAUUACCACAGCUUUGCAAUGUCUGAGAACUACGUGGUGUUCAUUGAGCAGCCCAUCAAAAUGGACCUGUUGAAGAUUGUGACAGGAAAGCUGAGAGGAAAGAGCAUCAGCGACGGCUUUUUCUGGGACCCAAAACUCAACACGAUCUUCCACUUGAUCCACAAGCAGACUGGGAAGUUGAGCUCCAUCAAGUAUUUCGCCAAGCCACUGUCAACCUUCCACCAGAUCAACGCUUACGAGGAAGACGGCUUCUUGAUCUUAGAUAUGUGCGCUUCAGAUGAUGGACAGGCGAUCGCUAACUACAACGUCCAGAACCUGCGCAAGUCCGGAGAAGCACUUGAUGAGGUGUAUAACACCUUGUGUAGAGUGUUCCCCAGGCGUUUCGUUCUGCCUCUCAACGUGGACAACGAUACACCCUAUAACCAGAACCUGAACGGGCCCAACAGCACAGCCACUUCUGUGAGAAUUUCCAAGAACAAGGUGUUCUGUACCCAUGAGGACCUCCACAGAGAGGAUCUUCAUCAAUACGGUGGUCUGGAGUUCCCUCAGAUCAAUUACGGCAAGUACAACACCCGCCCCUACCGCUACUUCUACGGCUGUGGCUUCAGACACCUCGUAGGAGACACGCUGAUCAAGAUGGACCUCCAGGGGAAACACAUGAAGGUGUGGGAACAACCCGGUCUUUAUCCCUCUGAACCAGUCUUCGUACCCGCCCCUAAUGCCACAGAGGAGGACGAUGGUGUCGUCUUGUCUGUUGUCAUCACUCCAAAUAAGGACAAGAGCACAUUCCUUCUGGUUUUAGAUGCCAAGACGUUCGAGGAGCUGGGCCGGGCUGCGGUGCCUGUCAACAUCCCCUACGGUUUCCAUGGGACAUUCAACGCCACAGCAUAGACGUGUGAGGACGAACCCAACUGGGACCUCACAUGAAUAAACAGAGGUCGUGGCAGAUGUUCUAUAAUGUAAAUACUAUCUUUUGUUUGUGUCUUCAUACAUGCAGUUUUAGAGGUCUCUCUGCACCGAUAUGAAUGUAUAGUUUUCUUGGAUUGUUAUCAAGAAAAAGAAAAAUUUCCAGUGUGUUAGAAAUAUUGUUGUAAAUAAGUUGCUUUUUUUCUAUAUU
Molecule: messenger RNA, 1661 nt
Organism: Seriola aureovittata
Lineage: Eukaryota; Metazoa; Chordata; Actinopteri; Carangiformes; Carangidae
Product: carotenoid-cleaving dioxygenase, mitochondrial-like
Exons: 10
Coding region: 23-1435 (470 amino acids)
Biological process (GO): carotene catabolic process; retinal metabolic process
Cellular component (GO): mitochondrion
Molecular function (GO): beta-carotene 15,15'-dioxygenase activity; carotenoid dioxygenase activity
Source: RefSeq, a predicted model, not a curated record